Fulvia fulva is the source of this 3168-nucleotide messenger RNA. Its product is annotated as Factor arrest protein 11. Lineage: Eukaryota; Fungi; Ascomycota; Dothideomycetes; Mycosphaerellales; Mycosphaerellaceae. The coding region runs from base 1 to 3168 and encodes 1055 amino acids. The record is from RefSeq and is a predicted model, not a curated record. Gene Ontology annotation, cellular component: cytosol. Gene Ontology annotation, biological process: cytoskeleton organization. The transcript has a single exon.
AUGGAUGAGGUUGAGAAUCCCGCAUUGCCCGCAGCGGGAGAGUCGAGUCCUACCAUAAGACCCGUGGACGAGGAAGUCGAGCCCGCAAAUGGAAGUGAAGAUGCAUUGGCAGUGAAGUCUGGUAUAGACACAGUAGAGGCAGAGGGAAUUGUGGUGGAUGGAUCAGCUGGCGAACAGUUACCAGCAACAAGAGCCAUUCCACCAGCACGACCGCCUUUGAAGCGUGACAGCUCGCAGCCUCCGCCCUCACAACCCCCUCCAGCACCUCCUGCACAGCCCGCAGAGACUGGGGAGUUCCCUCAAGAGCCGCCGGACAGCUUAACCUUGGCUGACCUGAAGAGGAUCCGGAACUCUUUCCCAAAUGCCCAGCAAGCGCCAAAACAGCAGCUGCUGGAACAUGAGAAGGUCUAUGAUUUCGAUUACCAAGAUGCACAAUCGUUUCCAGUCGAGAUAGAAGAAUGGCUUAGCUACAGCGAGGAGGAGGAUACCAAGCUGCGAAGAUGCAAAGCAGUGUUCAACGAUGAGUGGAGGGCGACGGAAGAUGGCAAGUUUGACUGGCUGGACGUGACUGAGGAUGCCAGGAGGUCGUUCAUACAGACAUGGAUCAAGGUGCUGCAAGACAAGCCGAAAGAGCAAGACGCGAGCAGAGCACUGAUGGUGUUGACCUAUAUCGGACUCGGUGUCUGGGAGGAAACUGCCGGUCGCCAGGAGGGUUGUGCCCUUGAAGAUCUGUUCGAUAACAGCAAGCUGGGCGGAUCCAGACUUGACGAGUAUGGCUCUUCUAGCUUGCAGGUGCAAUGGAUAGUUGCCAUGGUUGAUGCUCUGCAUUCAUGCGGUAGUCUGCGGGCUGUGUACGAUACGCUGAGACGCGUGUGUGAUAACGACUUUCAGACCGCGGCUUCGGACAUGUCCCCCCGAAACGAGCCACAAACCCGCAGAACAGACGAAAGCCUCGAGCUGUGGUGCAGUCUGACGUUGCUGUAUCUGUUCAUCGAAGUCGCCAGGACUACAGGAACUAGUGCGACGCUGCGGGACGACAUCCUCGCGCUCGAGCCGAAUCUCCUCAACUAUCUCACGCAGAUAGUCGCGCGGUUACGGUGGGACGAGUAUGCCCCGGUGCCAUUGACAAAGAUGCUACUGCUGGCUUGGAAGACCAUUCUUGUAUCUUUUGGUGGCAUCAAAGACGUCGAGCGCGUGAAAGCGUCGUUGACGGAGCAUCGCGACGAGAAGGAUACUCGCGGGCAACCACUGAUCACUGCAUCACCCCUGGACUAUCACCUCUUUCGUCAAGAGAUCAGCUCAAAGUACCCAGCAUAUCAACCUCCACCUCCUCUGUUCGCAUUGGAGCCAGAAAACAACAGCAUACUACCUCCACUCAAGCACCGAAGACCAAGCUACGCUGCUGUAAACGAGGCAAUGUUUACAGGGGCGCCAACGGUAGGUACUGGCUCGAUCAUGCAUCAGCCUGUGCACAUUGCCACGCCAGCACCAUCACCACCACCAUCGCCCGCCGGUCCCGGUAAGGCCGGGAAGAAGCAAAACUAUCAGACGAAUCAGAUGUUCCCCUUCUUGUACCCACCACUUGAUGCAAGUAGCAAUGAGCUGGGCGGCAAAGGGAGCACUGAGUUGCAAGAUGCUUUAGUCGGCAGAAGAUGGGAAGGGUCUGAUGUGCCUACGAGCAUCCUCGAAGCAGCUGAACUAUUCGCUAAGCGCAUGCGGGCAACAUGGGCGAUGAAACAGCUUUGGGAAGCACGCGUUGACUUUAUGAAGCAAGAGCGAGGAUGGGAGAACCCCGAAGAUGAGAGCCACCUUCCUGAAGUCGACGACUUUGAGCUGGUGCCAACACUUGCGCCGGAGGAGACUGUUGAGCAAGGUCAGCCAGUCGCCCAGACUGACGAGCAGAGAAGACUCACCAAAGUGAACGACUACUACCGCGACUCGCUUCCACACCUGCAAAGUGUGGUUAUCGUUCUACUGAAAGCUGUGCUGCAGAAUGUUACUGAUCUGGUUACUAAGGGUAACGGGCAGAACGGUCUGCAAGCUGGAAUUCAGUUCAACGAUACGACGGGCGUUAACGGGACAAAGCCGCUUGAGAACGGCGUCAAUGGCCACAGCGACGGCAUCGAGAAUACGGCAGAAGAGCUUGAUAAGCUCAGAUCUCAGGAGAUCACCGCGAAGGCCUUGAGUGCGAUACUGCUUCUACUGCUGAAAUGGUUCAAGGUAUCGCACAUUCUACAGUACGAGUACAUGACUCAGCUGCUGCUCGACUCCAACUACGUACCGCUCAUUCUGAAGCUCUGGCAGACUCAGGAGAUUGGAAGGGCAUGUCACUACAAGCUGGACCGCGACGAGCGAAACUUCUUCUACUUCUGCCAGACCAACUCACGCCAUGGCGUGCCCAAGUCGCCCGAAGUCCAUACACCCGAUGCAGCGGCCGAAGAGUCGGAAGACGAUGCUGCACCACCUCCUAUCAAGCUGAAACGAGACGAGCCUCAAGAAAAGCCGGAGUCUCCCAUUGCGGACAUGCUGGACUUCACCCAUCCGCCAGAGGUCGAUGAGCUCGGGUAUCCACAAACACCACUUCCUCCGAUCCCCUUGAAAAGCUACUCCUACCGCAACAUCUUCAGCGCCAUCAACUACCUUCGCGUAUUGCAGAAGAUCACUCGCCGCAAGACCCACCGUGCCCUGCUCCUGGUCAGCUACAAGAGCUCGAACCAUCUUAAGAAGACACUCAAGAUACCCAUCCACCCUCUUCGCUACUACACCCUCAAGCUCUUCAAAUCUCAAGUCCCCUUCUGUGGCCGCAAAUGGCGACAGGGUAAUAUGAAGAUCAUCACAGCCGUCUGGCUUUCCGUCCCAGCUGAGCUUCGGGACGACUGGCUGAGUGGCGGCGGGGGAGGUAUGGGUGGUGCUUGCGUGGGAGAUGUCGAUGGGACUGUGGAAGAUGCGCUUCCACUAGAGCAGAGUCUGAGGGCGCUGACACAUUGGUGGAAUGUGAGGAACUUUUCGGAUGUUAUGGGAGUCGAGAAGGGCAUGAUUGAAGAGGAGAUGGACUACUUCACCAGAGAGUUGGAGAAGAUGGAUUGUGUGGUGAGGGAUGAGAAUAUGGCUAAUGAGGAGCACGGAUUAGGGGACGAAGCGUGGCAAGGCCCUAUUGAGGGAUAUUGA